This is a messenger RNA of Caenorhabditis remanei, 957 nucleotides long. RefSeq lists its product as uncharacterized. Gene Ontology annotation, biological process: regulation of transcription by RNA polymerase II; positive regulation of DNA-templated transcription; cell fate specification. NCBI's taxonomy places the organism in Eukaryota, Metazoa, Nematoda, Chromadorea, Rhabditida, Rhabditidae. The record is from RefSeq and is a predicted model, not a curated record. Gene Ontology annotation, molecular function: RNA polymerase II cis-regulatory region sequence-specific DNA binding; DNA-binding transcription factor activity, RNA polymerase II-specific. The coding region runs from base 1 to 957 and encodes 318 amino acids. The transcript has 3 exons. Gene Ontology annotation, cellular component: nucleus.
AUGACUUCCCACCAAACAGGCAUCUCUGUGGAACUCACUACAGACAAGGAUGCCCUCUUUAAAUCCUGUUUUGAAUUGACCAAUGAGAUGAACAUCACAGCCCGUGGUCGUCGUAUUUUCCCAACUCUGGAGUAUAUCGUCACGGGGUUGGACCCAUCGAAAUACUACUUGAUCAGCAUGCAUUUCGAAUUUGUCGAUGACAAGCAAUUGAGAUUCGUCGGUGGAAAAUGGACAGAAUCUCCUUCAACUGAAGAGAAAGGAGAUCCACGGAUUGUAUUCCAUAAGAAUGGAGCUCAACUUGGAAAGGAUUGGAUGGAUAAGCCACUCAGCUUCGACCAGAUCAGAGUUACCAAUCGCAAGUCGAAUGAGAAUAAGGGGCCAUCUUUUGUCUACCUCUUCACUAAACACAGAUACAUCCCUGUUCUGACAAUCUAUGAGGGAGAUCAAAUCGUUCACAUUUCAAAGAUUGACUACACUUCAUUCAUCACUGUGACAGCAUAUCAUGGUAAUGCACUGAACCAACUCAAAACUGACACCAAUCCAUACGCAACAGGAAGCCGUCUGGAUCAUCGGAUGAAGCGUCAAUCGGCAUCAGAAGGAGCGGGGAGCAGCUCGACACCAUCAAAGAGAGUCAAAAAAGAGGCAGUCUCUCCAAGACCAUCUACAUCCACUGCUAAUCUUUUCCAAUUUCCAACCCAAUCUCCAAUUGGUGCUUCACCACUCCCAUUCCUCUCAAUGUUCCCCAAUUAUAUGUUGCAAUCCGAUGCUUUCUUGCAGCAGUUUCAAACGUUUUCUCAAAUGCUCACUCAUCAACAGCCUAUGUUACCUAACCCAUUUUUAGCUGCACUCUUCCCAACUCCACCAAUCACUCCAGGUGCAUUGGCUCAAAUAGUGACUCCUCCAGUGAAUGUUGAGCCAGUUGAGCCAACUGAGGAGGAUACCACUGUUGAUGCCUAA